AUGACGUCCCGAAACCCCGUAUCGAAAAACGAGCGCAUCGUCAUCGUGGGCGCAGGCGUCUUUGGCCUCUCGACAGCCCUCGAACUCAAGAAGAGAGGGUACCAGAAUGUCACCGUGAUUGAUCGUUAUCUCCCGCCAGUCGUGGACGGAUCUAGCGUCGACAUCUCCCGAGUCAUUCGGGUAGAGUAUGCUGACCCUCUCUAUGGAAAGAUGGCCCGCGAGGCCCAUGAGGGUUGGGUCAAGGAUUACCCUGAUCACUAUCACCAGUCGGGGUUUGUCAUGGUCGCCAAUGGGUCGGGGAACUCUUACAUUGAGAAAAGUAAGGGUAUCAACAAGUCACUUGGUGAUACCCUUGAGGAAUACGAAAAUGCGCACGACAUUCGCAAAAAGUUCCCAGAGAUUCAGGCCAAGCUGGAUGGAAUGAAGGCCUAUUACAACAAGACCGGUGGUUGGGCAGAUGCCGAGUCAAGUAUACGCCAACUCGCCCACCAGUGCAGUCUUGCAGGAGUUACCUUCAUCACUGGCCCCAGAGGCCGAGCUGUUUCUCUGAAAUAUGAAGGAUACAAGGUCGUCGCCGUCAAUGUCGCCGAGGGUGAUCCCAUCCCAGCUGCGCAGGUCAUCUUGGCUACCGGCGCAUGGACCAAUCGCCUCCUCCCGAUAGGUUGGGCGUCUUCUGCCUCUGGUCAGCCUGUUGGAUUCAUCCGACUAUCCCCAGAGGAAUCAAAGAGACUUGCCAAGAUGCCCGUCAUCAUUAACCUCAGCACGGGCGUCUUCAUCUUCCCGCCCACGCCAAACUCCCACAUCCUCAAGAUUGCCCGCCACGGCUACGGCUACGCCACAGAUGUUCACGUUGAGGACCCCCUAGGCCAGUCCCGAGCAGUGUCGUCUCCUAAGCGGGAUGGCAAUAACGCCAAUGGGUCGUUUCUCCCUGAGGACGCAGAGCAAGCCCUCCGUGAGGGUCUGCAGCAGCUUGUGCCAGAGUUUGCCAACCGAGAGUGGCUCAGAAAUCGACUGUGUUGGUACUCCGACACGCCUGAAGGCGACUUUAUCGUGGAUCACCACGAGGUCCGAGAAAACCUCUUCCUGGCCACCGGCGGUGCAGGACACGCCUUCAAGUUCCUUCCCAUUCUGGGCAAAUAUAUCGUAGACUGCUACGAGAACAAAGCUCCUAAAGAGCUUCGACACAAGUGGAGGCUCCGCCGCCCGACUGGCCAGGAGCUUGUCAAGCAGGGAGAUGGAAGCCGAGGCGGACCUCCUCUGAGGAGACUUUCACGGACUGAGCAGGCCAAGCUAUAG
This is a messenger RNA of Fusarium keratoplasticum, 1296 nucleotides long. RefSeq names its product DAO domain-containing protein. Gene Ontology annotation, molecular function: flavin adenine dinucleotide binding; proline dehydrogenase activity; sarcosine oxidase activity. The record is from RefSeq and is a predicted model, not a curated record. The coding region runs from base 1 to 1296 and encodes 431 amino acids. Lineage: Eukaryota; Fungi; Ascomycota; Sordariomycetes; Hypocreales; Nectriaceae. The transcript has 2 exons.